GAAAGAAAAAAGCCCAAAUUCUUCUGUGUGAGACCGUCUGACCUAUUCCUCGUGAGCGGAACGGAAUGUGGGCCGAAUUCCUACGGCCCUUUCUUCUCUGUGAGACCGUCUGACCUAUUCCUCGCGAGCGGCGGCCAUGGCGUCCGCCACCGUCAAGCUCAUCGACAUCGCCGUCAACUUCACCGAUGGCAUGUUUAAGGGCUUGUACCACGGCAAGCAGUGCCACUCAGCUGACAUCCCCGCCGUCCUCGCACGAGCCUGGGCCGCCGGCGUCGACCGCAUCAUUGUCACAGGAGGGUCGCUGACAGAGUCAAGGGAGGCGCUCGAGAUCGCCGAGACCGACGGAAGGCUGUUCUGCACUGUGGGUGUCCACCCGACGAGAUGUGGGGAGUUUGACGAGAGUGGAGACCCCGAAAGGCAUUUUCAGGCAUUGUUAGCUCUAGCAAAGGAGGGCAUUGAGAAGGGCAAGGUUGUGGCAGUUGGAGAGUGUGGUUUGGACUAUGAUAGACUUCACUUCUGUCCUUCAGAUGUACAAAAGAAGUACUUUGAGAAACAAUUUGAAUUGGCUGAAGCAGUAAAACUACCAAUGUUCCUUCACAUGCGUGCUGCUGGCGAAGACUUUUCUGAAAUUUUGUCACGGAAUCUGUACAGAUUCCCAGGUGGGGUUACACAUUCCUUCACUGGUACUGCAGAAGAACGUGACAAGCUCCUGUCUUUCGAAAAGAUGUUUAUAGGUAUUAACGGCUGCUCUCUCAAGACUAACGAAAAUCUUGAGGUUGUAAGAGGGAUUCCUGCAGAGAGGAUGAUGGUAGAGACAGAUUCUCCAUAUUGUGAUAUUAAAAAUACUCAUGCUGGAAUCCAGUUUGUAAAAUCUGUCUGGCCAUCCAAGAAGAAAGAAAAGUAUGAACCUGGUUCAACAGUUAAAGGUCGCAACGAGCCUUGUUUAGUCAGGCAAGUCCUUGAGGUAGUGGCUGGAUGCAAAGGAAUUUCUGAUGUAGAAGGCUUAAGUAAAACUCUGUACCACAACACAUGCAGGCUCUUCUUCCCUCAUGACCUGGAUGCUUCUGCCGAUGCACAGCUUGAGAGUGGAAGUGGUACCUCAGUCCAGAAUAGCUGAUGAUGCAGAGUGAAUGGUUUUUAAACAUUUCAUCUUAUUUGCUGUUCGGUUUUGUGUUCAAUAUGAGCUUAUGGAAUAGUUUUGAUGUGUUGAAAAAAAUUGUACCUACAAUUUUCAAUUUGCAAUGCCAUCAUAUGUUCAUGUCCGUAAA
Brachypodium distachyon (stiff brome) is the source of this 1268-nucleotide messenger RNA. RefSeq names its product putative deoxyribonuclease TATDN1. The transcript is spliced from 12 exons. Gene Ontology annotation, cellular component: cytosol. NCBI's taxonomy places the organism in Eukaryota, Viridiplantae, Streptophyta, Magnoliopsida, Poales, Poaceae. Gene Ontology annotation, molecular function: 3'-5'-DNA exonuclease activity. The record is from RefSeq and is a predicted model, not a curated record. The coding region runs from base 137 to 1117 and encodes 326 amino acids.